GACAAUCUUCUUAAUUAUCUCAAGGCGUUCCCGACAACCGCAAACGACUCUUCCGUCUUUGUUCCCAGUUACUUUGUGUCUGAUCGGGUAUAAUGAGGAGGUGGAUUGAAGUUUGUCCAUUUGUAUUAUUGAUAUGUAGCUGCUAUGGGUCAAGGGCGAAGAACGCAACUUCAGCUGUAACAAGGCUAAUACGCUCUGUUGGAUUUCCCCAGGGUUCGGGAAUGGGGUUAUUCUUUGCUGUUGGUAUUCCACUGGACAUCCCAGACAAAUCCGUCUCUCUUGCAUUUUACUUCGAAGCUAACUACAUUCUUCCCAAUGAUAAAAAUUCGACUUAUUUCGAUUAUGACGAGUAUUACAGGGGACGAGGAUUGGACAGAAGAACAGCGUAUGAAUACAUCCAGAAUAAAUUGGAAAGCGCUGGAUAUCCAGGCAGAAGAUGCUUGCUGCGAGCUAUUUGUGAAGCUUCUAAUGGAUUUCUGCUGGAAAACGGUCUAGUCGGAGAUAUCCUUCACAUAUUCCUCACGCCAUCAUCUUCCAGAACCGAAGUCUUACCGUCAGAAAUAAUCAAAGCUGAGAAUUUCCCCAACUGUUACGAAUACUGCGACUGUUCCCUCAGCAUAGUUGAUCUGUUCACCCAUAUUCAAUGAAUCAAUUCAUC
Molecule: messenger RNA, 658 nt
Organism: Diachasmimorpha longicaudata
Lineage: Eukaryota; Metazoa; Arthropoda; Insecta; Hymenoptera; Braconidae
Exons: 5
Coding region: 93-647 (184 amino acids)
Source: RefSeq, a predicted model, not a curated record